AUGACGGAGGAAGCCUACGAAUACGCGAACAAGCUAGCAAAUGAAAAUUGGCUAACAACAUGCGAUCAACUAAAUGGCCGACUGCAUACUCUCGAGACAGAGGAUAAUUGCGACGAAGAUGCUGAGGGUAUUGAUUCACCAUUCUUGGAAGAGAAGCUACGGGUAGCCUUAAACAGCUUCAAACGCAACACCACCCCCCCUGGAGAGGACGGUAUAACGUUCGCAAGCGGUCUCAACGAAAGAAGCGGCGAGGCUCAGGUCAGAACCCCCCUCUAUACCCUAGGAAGGCAGGGACGACAAAUUUUUGCAACCUUCGGCCUGAGCGAGGAGGACUCGAAAGACUACGAGAAAGUCCAAAAGAAGUUUAAUGAGCACUUCGUGAAAGAAAGAAACGUCGUCUACGAGAGCGCCUGCUUUCAACGGCGUGUGCAUAAUCCAGACGAGACCAUCGACCAUUACGUGACAGCGCUUCACACCCUAGCAGACCGCUGUGAUUUUGGGGACUUUAAACAACGAAUACUGCGUGAUCGACUGGUUGUCGGCAUGCGGGACGGAAAGCUGUCGGGAACGCUUCAGAUGGACUCGCAGCUUACGCUUGCUUCUGCGUUGGCGAAAGCAAGGUUGAAAGAGACAGUACGACAGCAGCAACGAGAACUGCGUCCCGAGGAAUCGCCGGCAACAUCUGAGGACGUGAACAUCGAUGAAGUAAGGCGGCACAGUAAAACAUCGUGGCGUCAAGGAAGUGAAAAACUGGCGUCGUCUCGGAAGGGGCCCUGUUCGUCCUGUGUAGGGAACCAGCACCCACUGUCAGCCUGUCCAGCGAGAACAGCCAAGUGCUUCAACUGCAGCAACCGAGGCCAUUUCAGCAAGGUUUGCAGAACUGGGGCGGGGAAACCG
Molecule: messenger RNA, 897 nt
Organism: Ixodes scapularis (black-legged tick)
Lineage: Eukaryota; Metazoa; Arthropoda; Arachnida; Ixodida; Ixodidae
Exons: 3
Molecular function (GO): nucleic acid binding; zinc ion binding
Source: RefSeq, a predicted model, not a curated record